Messenger RNA from Nematocida parisii ERTm1, 1238 nucleotides. RefSeq lists its product as uncharacterized. NCBI's taxonomy places the organism in Eukaryota, Fungi, Microsporidia. The transcript has a single exon. The record is from RefSeq and is a predicted model, not a curated record. The annotation marks the transcript as partial.
AAUGAAAUGGGACGUUAUAUGCACAGAAAGGAAAUUCUUUAUUGAUGCAGUAUUUAGUACUAAAGUAUCUAUUACAGCAGAAAAUGAUGAAAUACUUAUGGCUGCGUGCAAUUUCACUGGGAUGUAUUUAAAGAGAAACACAAGCAGUAUUUUUAUAGAGACAGAAAAAGUAAUUCUGGGCACAAAUACGGCGAGACUAGAUGGUGUGCAGUACUCAUUAUUUCUUCCUAAAGAUAUUCCACCGAGUUAUUGUGGCAAUAACAUAGGUAUAGUUUAUAACUUAAAUGUAUAUAUACAGGGAAUGCGUACAGAGUAUAACAAGACAUUUAUAUGCUCGGUGGUUUCUAGUGUACCUGCAUGCUUUGAAAAUUCCUCUAAGUUAUUUAUUUCAGAGCAGUAUGAAAGUGUAAAAGAACCAAAUGGUUCCAUGAUAAGCUAUGAGGAGAAACCCGACGUUGUAUUUGGGUAUGAGAAGAUAGUGGAUGGUUUACGCAGAGUACAGAUUGCUUAUAAGAAAAAAGAAGAAGUAGAGUUUAUUGUAGAGAAUAAAAACAAAAGUAGUUAUGACAGUAUAGCGGUCUCUAAUGACGCAAAGAAGUACUGGAUUGUAGAGAAAGAGAAUACGCACCAUCCACUGGAUUUAUACUCAAAAAUGUUAAAAUAUUAUUCUGUGGGGUGUACUAGGCAGGCAUUCUAUUCAAUAACAACGCAUGGUAAGGAGUAUGCUAAAGUGCUUAUUAAAAUAACAGAAGAAGACCCUCCAAAUUGUGUACUAUCAUUAAGACUGGAUUUUAUUGAGCCAACAAAGAGUGUAAGCGUAUCUUUAGUACAAGUAGAGAUAAUCGAUGAGAUUGAAUCUAGAGAGUGUUUUUUUAAUAAGACAAAGCAUGUGGAGUAUGCUACAAAAAUAUUUCUUACUAUUCCACUGGACAGAGCACGCAACCCCACAAUUAUUACUCCCAACUUUAGUACACGCGUAGAAAUGCUUGUAAUAAUAGAUGGAGUACAAGAAAUAAAGAUAAAGAUAAAGUAAAGAUGUAUAACUGUAAUAACACAACAGAGUAUUACAGUAAACAAGAUAAUAACCCGAGUAUGUGAAAAUUCUCUAUAUCUUCAUGGUAAAGAAAUAGAGUAUAACCCGAAUAAGUAAGUAAUAUUCUAUAAAUUACAAUUUAAUCCUUGCUUAUUGGUGUAUAUUCUGGCGUUUUCCGAGAAAAUGAUUAUUUCUCCUAUAAAAC